AUGGCAGCCAACAACCAAGUCCCCGCUCACAUCGCUCAACAGCGCCAGAUGUACCACGCCGCCUUGCAGAAGCAAAACGGAGGCGGCGGUGCUUAUCCCCAAGGACAGGCUGCUGACCCAUACGGUGGCUACCAGGCUCCUCCUCAGCAGCAGGAGCAGCAGCAGCAGGGCUACUACACUCAGCCCCCAGGACAGCAGCAACAGGGCGGUGGCUAUGAGGGUUACGAGAACAUGAACCCUCAGGAGCAGCAAUACUACCAGCAACAGCAGCAGCAGCAACAAUACCAGCAGUACCAGCAACAACAACAAUACCAGCAACAGCAGCAGCAACAGCAGUACCAACAGCAGCAACAGCAACAGCCCGCCGCUGCCACUGUCUCUAUUCAGCCCUUGUCGUAUAACAGACAGUCGACCGGCGCUGCUCCCGACCAGCAGCAACAGCAGCUGUACCAACAGUCUCCUCCACAGCAGCAGCAGCAACCUGCUGCAGCAGCUCAGGGUCAGUCUCGUCCGGGUAGUGAAUACCCCCUGCUUGUCGCCAUCGAUUUUGGAACCACCUUCUCGGGUAUCGCCUACGCCUUCAAGUCUAACGGAGAUGUCCUGGAAAUGACCACAUGGCCACAUCAAGCCAACUUGUACGGAAAGGUGCCCACAGUCAGCGCUUACACGAAGGAGACCGACAGGAUGCAUUCGUGGGGUUACGCCGCUAAGGCCGCCAUGUUGACUCCCAACGGUCGUAACCUGGAUUUGCUGCAAAAGUUCAAGCUGUUCCUCGACAACGACCUCGCCCCCUACUUGCCCCCUCUCCCCCGCGCUAUCAACCCCCAGAACGCCAUCAGUGACUACCUCCGCGCCAUUCACACCCAUGCCAUUAGCGAGAUUAUCAAGAACAGCGCCGGAGGUGUUGCCUUUGAUCCCCAACACAUCCAGUACUGCCUGACUGUCCCCGCCAUGUGGACAGAUAACGCCAAGGGCGUUAUGCGACAGACUGCCAUCCAGGCAGGACUCAUCCAGCCUUCAGAUCCUCCACACCGUCUACUCUUGGUCUCUGAGCCCGAGGCUGCUGCCAUGUACUGUGAAAAGAAGUGCGAGCAAUUCAACCUGCGUCACGGCGACCGAUUCAUGAUUUGCGAUGCCGGUGGUGGAACUGUCGAUUUGAUUGUUUUCCAAGUCGACUACAGCUCAGGAACACGUGCGUUGAAGGAGGUCACCAGAGGAUCGGGAGCCAGUUGUGGAUCUGGAUUCUUGGAUGAGAACUUUUCGAUGCUGGUGCGCCACAAGUUGCAGCGGUACGAUCUCCAGCCCAAGGCCUGGGCUCAGAUCAUGGAAGAGUUUGUGUUUAUGCACAAGCCCCAGUUCGACGGAGACGAUGAUGCCUUUAUCCAGAUGCCCUCGUCGGUCGGCAACUUGGUGGAUCUCGACAUGCGUUUGGAGGAUGGUCUGUUGGCCAUCUCGGCUCAGGAGAUGCGUGAGCUGGUAUUUGACCCCGUUGUCAACCAGGUUCUAGGAUUGAUUGAUGGACAGUUGGUGCAGUCACAGCAGUGCUCGGCCAUCUUCUUGGUCGGAGGAUUCGGAUCUUCGCCUUACCUUCACAAGCGUGUCCAACAGGAGUUCGAGGCGAGAGUGCCUCUGAUCCGUUACCCUCCUCGUCCCGAUCUUGCCGUUGUCCGCGGUGCCGUCUACCACGGUCUGACCCACGAGCCCAUCCAGGCCCGUGUUGCUCGUCGUUGGUACGGAGUCGAUACUACCCGCCCCUACAAGGCCGGCGACCCCGUCGAUAAGAAGUACAUGCAGGAUGGCAAAUACCGUGUCCGGGACGGUUUCUCGGUCUUUGUGCGUCCAGGACAGGCGAUUGCUGUGGACGAGUGCAUCAGCAAAAAGUACAUCACCCACAAGUACCCCGAACCGUUGUCGUCGCCACUGUUUGUCUACAAUGGAGAGGACCAGCCCGAGUUUGUUGAUUCACAGGGAGUGCAGAAGCUGUGCGACUUCACGAUCCCAUUGCCCCAUAUCCCUGGUGCCGCCCCUGGUACACCUGUCAUCUUUACGCUGCGACUUUACUUUGGACGGACGGAGCUGAAAGCCGAGGCGGAGUUCCAGACCGGCGAGGUCAUCUCGACUCUUUGCCACUUUUAA
Molecule: messenger RNA, 2136 nt
Organism: Linnemannia hyalina
Lineage: Eukaryota; Fungi; Mortierellomycota; Mortierellomycetes; Mortierellales; Mortierellaceae
Source: the annotation of a GenBank genome assembly